Pogoniulus pusillus (Red-fronted tinkerbird) is the source of this 1425-nucleotide messenger RNA. RefSeq names its product dynein axonemal heavy chain 14 (gene DNAH14). The record is from RefSeq and is a predicted model, not a curated record. The transcript is spliced from 9 exons. NCBI's taxonomy places the organism in Eukaryota, Metazoa, Chordata, Aves, Piciformes, Lybiidae. The coding region runs from base 270 to 1379 and encodes 369 amino acids.
GUUGCCUAUGAGUUUAUAUAAGAAAGUUGGUACAGAAGCCUGCACUGUUUUAAUGGAUGUGCUGUUUUCAUACCUGCUCUCACUAGAUCAAAUCCUUUGUUAUAGGCUGUGUUUGGUUUUAAAGAAAAGCAUGCUAUUGCACCACUGUAGCCUUCUUUGAUGAAGAUCAGUUGCAUGGCUGUAACAAUACAUUGUCCUCUUGAUGAGCAGGAAGGCCAUUCUUUUGAAAGGAUGAAGAUCACCUACCCCAGAUAGAUGAGCAAAACAAAAUGCUGAAAGAAAAGUUAGUAUCUCGUCUCCGUUUUGAGCCAGAGAGGACAGAAGUGCUGCUUAUGGUGAAAGGCAAGUGCAUGGUCUGUGAACCAGCUGACGGCACUGCAGGAGGCAGCAGUGAACUGCCAUCCUCAAUAGGCAAGAAAUAUUCCAUUCUUCGCACAGCAGUUUACAGAGGAGGCACGAAAAGGGAACACAAAGCACCAGUGACAGAGGAAGACAUGAGCUUUGGAAAUGUACUCUCAAGAAUCCAUAAGGAGAGAAGAGGAGAAUCCAGUUUUCAGCCUACUAGCAUGUCAGAGCAUGAGACAGUGAAGUUAAAAAGCAGCAUAACAAAACCAGCACCCUCGACCUCAGAGGAGGAGAAUUUGAAAGAGGCAGUUCCUACAACUGCUGCUUGCAAAGAAAUGCAGCCAGGCUUUGGCAUAUUGCCCUCAUCUUCUGUCAACGGUAAAGCAUCUCAAACGACUGAAAGUGGGGUGAUAAAAGAUAGUAUUAGAAAGAUGGAAACACAAACAGCUGUUUUGGAACCAAGUUACUAUAACGAAACCUGUGAGCAUACAAAAGUGGAAGGACCUAAAAAGUCUUUGAGAACCAAAGCUCACUCUUACGACAGAACAGAACCACUUGAUGAUGAUGUUAUAGUGCAUAUUUUGAGGCUCCGAGGAAAACUUGGCUGGCAAACAAAGCUACCACCCUGUGAAUGGUCAUCCAGAGAGACUUCUGUGUCCAGACUUCAGAAGUUCACACUUAAGAAACCUUUGCUGCUAGAAGAUAGUGGAGAAUUCAUAUACUGUCUUCAACGAAACAGGGACAACUUGAAAGCUCCUUACAACCCAUACGAUUUACAGGUUGUCUCUACACAUACAGCUAUGAAAAACGAAGCAUAUUGGACUGUUACAGCUUCAUUUGUGUCUAAGUUUUCUGCAGGCAAUAAAUUGGGAGAAAUGGAAACAACACCAGUGCCACAAUGGCUACGUGAAAGAUACCUGUUUUUUAACUUGCUGAAGAUUAAUUUCUUUUACCAUUUCAGACUGAUGAAAUGCUUUCUGAUCUGGAAAGACAGUGUUGGAAGAAGCAAGGCAAACAAGACCAGGUCGGUUUGAAUGUAGUUUUUUCACGGGAUGAAAAUAAAAGCCUACUUCACCUCCU